GCUUGCGCUGACGUAUAUUUUGUGCGUCGGUACAUGUUAUGAUUCAGCCGGUAAAUCACGGUACAAAGGUUGAAAUUCCCAGAUAAGCUUGCAGAAAACCAUGAAUCGAUCGUUUUCAGUAAAAGAUACACGAUACGAUGAUUUGAAGUUUGUGUGUGUCCACGAUUUGGUCAAGGGCUAGCCACCGUUUCUAUUGCCGAAACUGUUAGAUUGCUAAUAUCAGCUAAUGUCAAUAACAAAAAACAAAAAAAAGUUAACGUGUUAAGUGGAGCUAGAUUCAAUGCGCUAUUGCAGACAUGAACAGUGAAAACGUUUCUAUUUGUGAGAAGAUUGUGUCAUCUUCAUACAUACGUCAGGGAUCUCAGGCUCGUCGGAGUCAUGAACAGCUAAUACGAGUGCUGCUAGAGCAGGGAAAGUGUCCUGAGGAAGGAUGGAGUGAGAGCACCAUAGAACUCUUUCUGAGUGAACUGGCGGUGAUGGACAGCAACAACUUCCUGGGUAACUGUGGGGUCGGCGAGAGGGAAGGGAGAGUGGCUUCUAGCCUAGUUGCCAGAAGACAUUACAGACUUAUUCAUGGAAUAGGCCGCUCUGGAGACAUUGCUGCCGUACAGCCCAAGGCUGCAGGCUCCAGUCUUCUCAACAAGCUGACCAACUCAGUAGUGCUGGACAUUAUAAAAGUAGCAGGUGUGCGGAGCGUGGCUAGUUGUUUUGUGGUCCCCAUGGCAACGGGAAUGAGCCUUACACUCUGCUUCCUGACCCUGAGGCACAAGAGACCCCAAGCUCGUUAUAUCAUCUGGCCUCGCAUUGACCAGAAGUCCUGCUUCAAAGCCAUGAUAACUGCAGGGUUUGAACCGGUGGUGGUUGAGAAUGUUCUGGAGGGAGAUGAGCUGCGCACAGACCUUGAGGCAGUGAAGAGGAAGAUUGAGGAGCUGGGUGCUGAGAACAUCCUGUGUGUGCACUCCACCACUUCCUGCUUUGCCCCUCGUGUCCCCGACAGGUUGGAAGAGUUGGCAGAGAUGUGUGCCAAACAUCACAUCCCUCACAUAGUCAACAAUGCAUAUGGGGUACAGUCGUCUAAGUGUAUGCACCUCAUUGAACAGGGGGCACGUGUUGGAAGGAUAGAUGCCUUUGUUCAAAGCCUGGACAAAAACUUCAUGGUUCCAGUAGGUGGCGCCAUCAUCGCUGGUUUUGAUCAGUCCUUCAUCCAGGAAAUCAGCCGAAUGUACCCCGGCCGAGCUUCGGCAGCCCCCUCCCUGGACGUGCUCAUCACCCUCCUCACCUUGGGCGCCAGCGGCUACAGGAAACUGCUGAGGGAACGCAAGGAGAUGUACGGCCACCUGGCGCAGGAGCUGCGGAGGCUGGCCGAGGCGCACGGGGAGAAGCUGCUGAGCACGCCGCACAACCCCAUAUCGCUGGCCAUGUCUCUGGACAGCCUCCAGGACCGUAGCGACAGAGCCGUGACACAGCUGGGCUCCAUGCUGUUCACCAGACAGGUGUCUGGAGCCAGGGUUGUGCCCCUGGGGAACGAGCAGGUGGUGAGCGGGUACACCUUCAAGGGGUUCAUGUCCCACUCGGAAGCGUACCCACACCCGUACCUGAACGCCGCCUCCGCCAUCGGCAUCACCCGGGACGACGUGACGCUGUGCAUGAAGAGGCUGGACAAGUGCCUGAAGAGCCUGAGAAAGGAGGCCGGCUCAGAGGAGACCAGCACAGCACCCCCUGCUGGGGAGAAUGAUUCUGCAGCAGAGUGAAUAGGUAGCACUCAAAGGGCCCGAUUUACUGUGCUCAUUAGCUUGUGCCAAACAUUUUAGCACAUGCAAAGCCAAUAACAUGACCGAUGAUUGGUCACAGUAUUUGUUUUGCACCAGUCAUUGGUUGUGUUAUUAGCUUUGCGUGUGCUAAAACGUUUCGCGUAUGUUAAAGGUCUUAAAUCAGGCCCAAAGCCUUAAGCAGUGCAUGCUUCCAUUUGUGGGCGGGGCUCGCUGCAAGACAACUCGGCCUAAGUCAGUAUAUCCUUCUUCAUGAACUGCCUGACUGCUGAGGUGUACACAGAGUUUGUAUUCUUGGUAGUUAAACCAUUUUCUGCAAAGCUCUGACCUUUUAACUGUGCCUUUAGUCUCUUUACCAAAUGAGAAAACCAUUCCUGGUGUGAUUAUUGCUGAAAAUGUAAAAUGCUGCCUGUGGCAAUAUGGACGAUGCUCUGAGCCUUGAAUGUGUUUUCGCUGAAUAAAUGCUAAUUUCCUCUAAA
This is a messenger RNA of Anguilla rostrata (American eel), 2248 nucleotides long. It is a transcript of the gene sepsecs, whose product is annotated as Sep (O-phosphoserine) tRNA:Sec (selenocysteine) tRNA synthase. The record is from RefSeq and is a predicted model, not a curated record. The transcript is spliced from 11 exons. Bases 297 to 1751 code for a protein of 484 amino acids. Gene Ontology annotation, molecular function: O-phosphoseryl-tRNA(Sec) selenium transferase activity; tRNA binding. Gene Ontology annotation, biological process: conversion of seryl-tRNAsec to selenocys-tRNAsec; selenocysteine incorporation. Lineage: Eukaryota; Metazoa; Chordata; Actinopteri; Anguilliformes; Anguillidae.